Messenger RNA from Gossypium raimondii (Peruvian cotton), 1389 nucleotides. RefSeq lists its product as uncharacterized. NCBI's taxonomy places the organism in Eukaryota, Viridiplantae, Streptophyta, Magnoliopsida, Malvales, Malvaceae. Gene Ontology annotation, cellular component: cytosol. The record is from RefSeq and is a predicted model, not a curated record. The transcript is spliced from 3 exons. Bases 167 to 1231 code for a protein of 354 amino acids. Gene Ontology annotation, molecular function: protein-folding chaperone binding; ATPase activator activity. Gene Ontology annotation, biological process: positive regulation of ATP-dependent activity; protein folding.
UAAUAUUUUAUAUAUCUAUCCCACAUUCUGGAUUCUUCUACCUCCCCGCCCCGAACCCUCCAGAGCGGCCCCUCCCACCCAGUUGCUUCUUUUAAGCUCUCCCUUCCAUUAUUAUCCUCACAUCUCUCUCAAUCCCUAAUACACCCUCGUCUUGAUUUUUUCAUCAAUGGCCAAGUACGGCGAAGGCGACAAGCGCUGGAUCGUGGAGGAAAGACCUGACGGUGCUAACGUCCACAACUGGCACUGGGCUGAAACCGAUUGCCUCCCCUGGUCAAAAAUGUUCUUCACCAAAUCGCUUUCGGAUCUCACCAUCCUUGACGGCCAAGGCAAUCUCCGCAUCAAGACCAAGAAGGUCGAAAAGGUCGACGGCGAAGCCUAUGUUAAUAUUCGCAAGGGUAAAGUCAUUCCCGGAUAUGAAAUCAGUUUGAGUGUAUCCUGGGAAGGCGAAGCCAAAGAUGGGGAAGGGAAGACGCUGUUGAAAGCUGAAGGUAACCUCGAGAUUCCGUACAUUUCGGAUGAAAAUGCUGACGAGGAUCCGGAAGUUAAGGUGACGGUUAAAGACGAAGGACCCAUUGGUAAAGCCUUGAAGGAAGCGAUGCUGGCCAAAGGGAAGCCUUUGGUUUUGGAGAAAGUGAGGGAUUUUGUUCAAGCUAUGGCGAAAGGUGGCCCCGUUAAAGAUGAAUUGGAAGCCAAGAAAUCGGCUCCCAAAACUAAUACUACUACUAGUAAUAGUAACUCAGCUGCAGUUUCUAAGGAGAAAGUUGGGGUGGAGAAGGAACCCAAAAAGGAAGUGGAGAAGGAAGGGAAGAAAGGGUUUAAGACGAUUACAAUGUUGGAGAAGUUUAAUUGUAGAGCUAAGGAUAUGUAUGAGAUUUUGAUGGAUGAGAAUAGAUGGAAAGGGUUUACUCAGAGUAAUGCUAGGAUAAGUAAAGAAGUCGGUGGUCAAUUUAGUAUUUUCGAUGGAUCGGUUACUGGCAUUAACUUGGAGUUGCAAGAAGGGAAGUUGAUUGCUCAGAGAUGGAGAUUUGGGAGUUGGCCCGACGGGAUUGAUUCUACUGUAAGACUUGUUUUCAAUGAGCCUGAGCCUGGGGUUACUAUAAUCAAACUCACGCAUUUAGAUGUUCCCGAGGAGGACAGAUAUGGGAAUGCGACUGUGGUGGAGAACACUGAGAGGGGUUGGAGAGACCUUAUUUUCAAUAAGAUACGAGCAGUAUUUGGUUUUGGAAUAUGAUUUAUUUUAUUCCGAAACGAGGAAUAGUCUUUCUUUUUUGGUUUUGAAUUGUUGGAACUUUAUGAACACUUCUUUCUUUCAGCUAUCUUAUUGUGAAAAAUUUAUAAGACUUUGCAAGACUGAUCUUGGUCUACUGGUUCAUGGUUUUAAAGUUGAAA